This is a messenger RNA of Lucilia cuprina (Australian sheep blowfly), 2331 nucleotides long. Its product is annotated as homeobox protein invected-like. The coding region runs from base 682 to 2304 and encodes 540 amino acids. Gene Ontology annotation, molecular function: DNA-binding transcription factor activity, RNA polymerase II-specific; RNA polymerase II cis-regulatory region sequence-specific DNA binding. Gene Ontology annotation, biological process: neuron differentiation; regulation of transcription by RNA polymerase II. Lineage: Eukaryota; Metazoa; Arthropoda; Insecta; Diptera; Calliphoridae. Gene Ontology annotation, cellular component: nucleus. The transcript is spliced from 2 exons. The record is from RefSeq and is a predicted model, not a curated record.
CUGAGUUGUUAUAACCGUAAAGCGGCUAUACUGCACGUCUGUUGUAUAGCUUAAUAAUUGUUGUUGGUUUUUUGCUUGCUUGUUUGUUUAUUGCUUACACCGUAACCGCAUUAGCUCCUUUAUACAGCAACGAUUUUGCUGUUAAACUGCAAAUUGAGUUGAUGUUGUUGGUGACGUUGUAUGUGCAUGCUUAUGCAUGCAUGUGUAUCUUUUAGUUGUUUAUUUAGUUUUUUUUGUUGCAAUAAAGUUAGAAGAAAUAAAGAAAAAAAAAACAAACAAAUAAAAUUUUAUUGAAUUAGUGUUAAUGGUAUUAGAUCAUUGAAUUGGAAUUGUUGUUUAAGCUAAGAGCGUGAGUGUGUCUGUGUGUGUGUACUAAAUGAGCAAUAAAAACCAAAAAGUCAAACAAAUCAAUGAAUUUUAAUCACACUAAUUAUUUUUAUUGAAAUAACGGUUUAUUUCAAUUAAACGUAUUGCCUAAACGUCAACCUCCACCAGCAUAAUGAUGGCGACUAACUACCGACGGCUAGUGCGUAACUAAACUUUUAAUGCUUACGAAUUAAAUUAAAAACUGUUUUAAAAUAAAAAAAAAUUAAAUUUAAAAAAUUUUUAAUAAAAAUCUAAAAAAAAUAUUCUUUAAUAAAAAGUGUCUAAAUUUUGUGUAACUUUAAUACAUGCCAUAACAUGCACCCGGACUUUAGUCUGGUGUUGCAAAAGUGUGCUUCAAAUUUAAGUUUAAAGCAUAAACAACCCAUACUAUAUAGCGCCUAUAUUAACGGUAAAACUAUGGCCAAUACGGCGUCAGAAAUAACCAAUAAUUCUUCAGAGGAUACAGAGGAUCUGGUGCGCAUAGUAAGCGAUGAGGAGGAUGAAACUGAGAUAGAGGAAAACUACCCACCACAUCAUGUGCAGCAAGAAGAGGAUGAUAAUAUUAGUUUAUGCAGUGAACUAUCGGUGGGUAAGGAAAAUCCUGGAGAGGAGCCGUCAGCAGCCAGUGUAGGAGAGGAUGAGGAAAUUUUGGAUAUUAGUGAUACUCAUUCGAAUUCUUCCAAUGAGGAAAUGCAACAUUCUCCCUCGGUUUCUUCGCAAGAAACGGGCAUAAAUCCUUUUGCUUUGGCUCAUAACUUAAGAUUUCCGGUGCCUUUUGGUUUACAGCCUAAUGCUGCAACUACAGCAGUAAAUAUUUCUCCUUUUCAAGAGGAGUUUCUAAGGAAAUCUCAUCUUUAUGCGGAGGAACUAAUGAAACAUCAAAUGCAAUUAAUGGCUGCCGCUCGAGCCAGUGCCUUUUCGUUGCGUUCCAAUAGCCUAACACAACUGCAUCAUACACAUCAAAUUUCGCCAACCGCCAAUCUAGUGCAUCAUCUUAAUCCUCUAGCUAAAAUAGGACAAUUAAGUGCAGCAGCUGCUGCUGCUCUCUCCGUGGCAGCUCAACAAAAUCAUAAUAAACCUUUAAAUCACACACAACAUACCCAUCAUAUGCUACAACAGCAACAACAACAGCAGCAGCAGCAACAUCAACACCUGCAUCAGCAAUAUGAUACUUUGGCCAAAUUAACUGAUCUAAGUAAGCAACAUUCGCCAGCCUCCACUACCAGUACACAACACAUGAUGUCCACACUUAAUCAAUUGCAGACCCAAAUGCAGGCUCAUUUACCCGGUCUGCUGCAUGACAAUAAUGAUAAUCUUCAUGAAAGGGCUUUAAAAUUUAGCAUAGAUAAUAUACUUAAAGCUGACUUUGGACGUUCCAAUAGUCUCGACUCCCCGCCUCACGUUCGCAAAAGUGGCCAACAUAAAUCACACACUCAAAGGCAAAAUCGUCUUAACACAACAUCGUCCUCCUCCUCAUCCGUAGCCUGCAACAGCGCGCAUACCAUGUUAACCGAUUCACUGGAACAUUCGGCCCAAUCGUUAGUUCAUAAUAUUUCACCUUCGACACAAACAUUUUCUACUUCAUUGGCCACCAUCUGUACGAAUAGCAAUGAUUCGAGUAGUACAGCUGUUAGCAGUAGUUAUAGUAGUGCUAAUGGUGCUGCUGAUUUAGUAAAAUCAUCUCCCUCUCAAACGCCUACACUAUCACCAGGAUUUUCCACGUCUUUGGAGAAUGGCGCUGCUGGCAGUGGGACAAAUAAAAAUGUGAAUUCUUCGAGCAAAUCUGAGGAGAGUACAACAACGGCUACCUCGACUUCGGCUACGGGCACGGGUAAUGGUCCUAUAGUAUGGCCAGCUUGGGUUUAUUGUACCCGUUAUAGUGAUCGUCCUAGUUCGGGUAAGUUUAAUGGAUUCGGAAAAUGUUUACCACGAUUAUGAACAACUUUUUUUUGCACAUUGGAAAGG